Messenger RNA from Dictyostelium purpureum, 1569 nucleotides. RefSeq names its product serine hydroxymethyltransferase. Bases 1 to 1461 code for a protein of 486 amino acids. Gene Ontology annotation, cellular component: cytoplasm. The transcript is spliced from 4 exons. Gene Ontology annotation, biological process: L-serine catabolic process; folic acid metabolic process; tetrahydrofolate interconversion. The record is from RefSeq and is a predicted model, not a curated record. Lineage: Eukaryota; Evosea; Eumycetozoa; Dictyosteliales; Dictyosteliaceae. Gene Ontology annotation, molecular function: pyridoxal phosphate binding; zinc ion binding; cobalt ion binding.
AUGAUUAGAUCAUUAACCAAAUUAGCCUCAGUUACUAAUAGAAGUUUAGUUAACAAUGGCAAAGCCAGUUUUUCAACUAAAUUAUUAUCUACUAAUAAACCAGUUAAAGAAUCAGAUCCAGAAAUUUAUGAUUUAAUUAGAAAAGAAAAAGAAAGACAAUUUACUGGUCUCGAAUUAAUUGCAUCAGAGAAUUUUACAUCAAGAGCUGUUAUGGAAGCAGUUGGAUCAUGUUUUACAAAUAAAUAUGCUGAAGGUUUACCAGGUGCAAGAUAUUAUGGUGGUAAUGAAGUUGUCGAUAAAUUAGAAAACCUUUGUAUUAAAAGAGCAUUAGAAACAUAUAAUUUAAAUCCAGAAGAAUGGGGCGUUAAUGUUCAACCAUACUCAGGUAGUACUGCUAAUUUUGCAGCCUUUACUGGUUUAUUAAAACCACACGAACGUAUUAUGGGUUUAGAUUUACCAUCAGGUGGUCAUUUAACUCAUGGUUAUCAAACUGAUAAAAAGAAGAUUAGUGCAACUAGUAUUUUCUUUGAAUCAAUGCCAUAUCAAGUAAACGAAACAGGUUAUGUUGAUUAUAACAAAAUGGAAGCAACAGCAGCAUUAUUUAGACCAAAAUUAUUAAUUGCAGGUGCAUCAGCAUAUCCACGUGAAUGGGAUUACGAAAGAAUGAGAAAGAUUGCAGAUAAACAUGGCGCAUUUUUAUUAUGUGAUAUGGCUCACAUCAGUGGUAUGGUUGCAGGUAAACAAGCCAUAUCACCAUUUUUAUUCUGCGAUGUUGUUACUACAACUACACAUAAAACUCUUAGAGGCCCACGUGCAGGUUUAAUCUUUUAUAGAAAGAGCAAAAGAAGAGAUGCCAAAGGCAAUAUUAUCGACGACGAUUUAGAAAAUAGAAUUAACUUUGCUGUUUUCCCAUCAUGUCAAGGUGGUCCACACGAAAAUACCAUUGCUGGUAUUGCUGUAGCUCUUAAAGAAGCUGCCUCAACCGAUUUCCAAGAUUACGUCAAACAAGUUAGAAGAAACUCUCAAAUUAUGGGUGAAGAAUUAAAGAAACGUGGUUAUUCAUUAGUUACUAACGGUACCGAUAAUCAUUUAGUACUCUGGGAUCUUCGUCCACAAGGUAUUACUGGUAGUAAAAUCGAAAAAGCUUGUGAUGAAGCUCACAUCACUGUUAAUAAAAAUGCUGUCUAUGGUGAUACCAAUGCUAUUGCUCCAGGUGGUAUUCGUUUAGGUGCACCAGCUCUCACCUCAAGAGGUCUCAAAGAAGAAGAUUUUGUUAAAGUUGUCGAUUUCUUAGAUCGUGUUGUCAAAGUUUCUUUAGAUGUUCAAUCCAAAGUUGGUAAAAAAAUGCCAGAUUUCCAAAAGGCCAUUGCCGAAAGUAAUGAAAUUAAAGAGAUUAGAAAAGAAGUUGUUGAAUUUUCAAAACAAUUUGGUAUGCCUGGCCACACCUCAGAAGGCUUAUAAAAAAUUUAUAAAUAAAUAUAAUAACACAAUAAUAAUAUAAAAUAAAACUAUUUAAUAUAAAAAAAAAUUAAUAUAUUUAAUUUUAUAUAUAAUACAAAAACUAUUUAU